Molecule: messenger RNA, 1523 nt
Organism: Pseudophryne corroboree (corroboree frog)
Lineage: Eukaryota; Metazoa; Chordata; Amphibia; Anura; Myobatrachidae
Gene: SMYD3
Product: SET and MYND domain containing 3
Exons: 12
Coding region: 140-1423 (427 amino acids)
Cellular component (GO): nucleus
Molecular function (GO): histone methyltransferase activity; protein binding
Source: RefSeq, a predicted model, not a curated record
UUUAAACCACGCCCAUUUAAUAACCCGUUACGCACAAACGGGAUCGCGCACGUAUCGGGCACUCCGGUAGAAGCAUGACACGUAGUGACGUCUAACUUGAUCGGGAGCGCGCAUACUAAGGUAGUGACAAUUUUACGUGAUGGCGGGAAAUUUUGAGAAGUUCCAGAGCCCCGGGAAGGGUAGCGGACUGCGGGCCACAAGGCACCUUGCCCUGAGCGAGACAGCGGCGUACUCGCAGCCCUAUGUGUAUACCGUGUGCCGAGGACAGAAGCGAGGAGCCGCAGCGUGUGACCAGUGCUUGCGCAGGACUGAAAAACUUCAGCGAUGCUCCCAGUGCAAAUUUGCCAGAUACUGCAAUUCAUUUUGCCAGAAAAAUGCUUGGAAAGACCAUAAAAGAGAAUGUUUGUGUUUGAAGGGUGUCUUGCCCAACGUUCCUACUGACUCCGUAAGGCUUCUAGCCAGAAUCAUCUUUAAGCUGCUUGAACAACCUGAUUGUACUUCAGAAGACUUUUGUGCAAUACAUGCUCUUCAGUCACAUGUUGAAGAACUAAAUGGAGAAAUGAGAGAAGGCCUGGGGCACCUUGCUGCUACAUUAGAGCAGUACUUGAAGAAGGAACUCCAAGACUAUUCCCAGCUGCCUCCUGGUUUCCAGAUUCUUGACUAUUUCAGCAAACUGACCUGUAACAGCUUCACCAUCAGCGAUGGAGAAAUGCAGGAGGUUGGUGUUGGCGUAUAUCCCAGCAUGUCUCUUUUAAAUCACAGUUGUGACCCAAACUGUGUGAUAGUGUUUGAAGGAACAUGCCUGCACCUCCGCACCGUCAAGGAGAUAGCAAAAGGAGAAGAGCUCACUAUAAGUUACAUUGAUGUGAAGAUGCCGUCACAUCUGCGCCAGAUGCAGUUCCAGCGCCAGUACUGUUUCACAUGUGAUUGUUCUCGCUGCCUGACAAAAGAUAAGGAUGAAGACAUGCUGGCUGGGGGUGAGGAGGCUUCAAAGCAGAUGGAACGCUCACUUGCAACACUGGAUGAGCUCCGUUCCCAGGGCAAAGAAAAAGAAGCCCUGGAACUGUGUAAUGAUCUAAUCAAAAGCAGUCCACUACCAGAUAAGAAUAUAUACCAGCUGAAGGCUCUUGAUUUUGCCAUGGAUGCCUGCAUCAAUCUUGAAAUUUGUGAGGAGGCUUUGCAGUUUGGCUUACGAACUUUGCAGCCUUACAGCAUGUACUAUUCAAAUUACCAUCCAGUACGGGCAGUCCAGCUGAUGAAAGUGGGCAAGAUACAGCUUCAUCUAGGAAUGUUUAGUCCAGCUAUGGAAACACUUAAGAAGGCUUUUGAUAUUAUGAAAGUUACACACGGAAGAGACAACUGUUUGACACAAGACUUAACAGAGCUGUUAGGAGACUGUGAGGUGGGCGUGAAAGCAACAUAGAGAGAUGGAAACUUCAGCCUUUGAAGAACAGAUUCUUGUGUGUUGUUACCAUCUUUCAGUUACCUUGCAUAAGUACUGGGUUUACUUAUACGGGUUCACU